AUGUCUGCUGCCAAACAAGGCUUCUACAAGAUCACUCAAAUACGGUCUACCAUAGGUAUGCCACCUCUUACCCGUAAGAAUAUGCAAGCUUUGGGUUUAAAAAAAAGAUUCCAAAUUGUGUACCAAAGUAUCUCUCCUUCAACUGCUCACAGAAUCGCUGCUGUUAAAGAAUUAGUCAAGGUCGAACUUGUUGGCGAACCAAAGUCUGUCCAACAGUUGGCUGACGAAAGAAAGUACAAGCCAGGUUUCGAAAUCAUCAACAGAGAUGUGGCUAAGCCAGUAUACGAAUAA
Suhomyces tanzawaensis NRRL Y-17324 is the source of this 291-nucleotide messenger RNA. It is a transcript of the gene MRPL33, whose product is annotated as mitochondrial 54S ribosomal protein uL30m. The record is from RefSeq and is a predicted model, not a curated record. Bases 1 to 291 code for a protein of 96 amino acids. The transcript has a single exon. Gene Ontology annotation, molecular function: structural constituent of ribosome. Gene Ontology annotation, biological process: translation. Gene Ontology annotation, cellular component: mitochondrion; large ribosomal subunit. NCBI's taxonomy places the organism in Eukaryota, Fungi, Ascomycota, Pichiomycetes, Serinales, Debaryomycetaceae.